This is a messenger RNA of Staurois parvus, 319 nucleotides long. The record is from the annotation of a GenBank genome assembly. Lineage: Eukaryota; Metazoa; Chordata; Amphibia; Anura; Ranidae.
UCAGUGUGCCCUGAUGAUCAGUAUGGCCCCAGAAGUGCCACCUGUCAGUGCUCAUCAGUGCCACAUCAAUGACACAUAUCAGUGCAUACCAAUGCACAUCAAUGCCACAUAUCAGUGCCCAUCUGAGCUGCCUUUCAAUGUCACCCAUCAGUGCCAGUCAGUGCUACCUAUCAAUGCCAAUCAGUGCCACCUAUCAGUGCCAUGCCCAUCAGUGCCACCUAUCAGUGUCCAUCAGUGUAGCCUAUCAGUGCCCAUCACUACAGCCUCAUUAGUGCACAUCAGUGAAGGAGAAAAAUCACUUAUUUACAAAAUGGUAUAA